AUGAAGCGAACGAUUACUCAUCUCGUUCUACUGUCUACAAUAAUAUGUUAUGCGAAUGGAUUGGUUGGGUUUACUCAAAGUGCCGGUGCUCGUGGAGUAUUACUAUGUCACGGUCAGCCAUUGUCCGGAGUAAAAGUCAAGCUAUACGACCAUGAUCGGACGGACAUGGACGACCUGAUGGACUCGGGAUAUACGAACGAUCGAGGCGAAUUCACUCUGAUGGGAAGUGAAGAUGAGUUCACAACAAUUGACCCCAAAAUCAAUAUCUACCACGACUGCGAUGAUGGAUGGUGGGUAAGUGGUCACGUUUCAAAAGGUUGUUUUAUUGUUCAAUUAGGUAUUAGAAGAUAAAAAAAAACGUUUUGUGAAAUGACUAAAACAGAAUUUAAGAAAAAACAUUAAAUUCAAAGUUAUGAUGAAAAAAAGUUUCAUAAUUGAAUUACUAUGAAACCAUAGUAUGAUACUAUGCCAUCACAAAAAUUAAAACUUCAAAAUAUAACAUUACCUUACAUUUUGCAGCCAUGCCAACGUAAAAUUGCAAUCACCAUCCCAGAUUCGUACAUUACGAAAGGCCCUCGGCCCAAUCGAGUUUAUGAUGCUGGGCGACUCGAACUCUCAGGGAAAUACAAGGGAGAGUCCAGAGAUUGUAUACAUAGGAAGUAA
Messenger RNA from Bursaphelenchus okinawaensis, 663 nucleotides. Lineage: Eukaryota; Metazoa; Nematoda; Chromadorea; Rhabditida; Aphelenchoididae. The record is from the annotation of a GenBank genome assembly.